Molecule: messenger RNA, 5696 nt
Organism: Conger conger (European conger)
Lineage: Eukaryota; Metazoa; Chordata; Actinopteri; Anguilliformes; Congridae
Product: angiomotin-like protein 1
Exons: 14
Coding region: 287-3217 (976 amino acids)
Biological process (GO): regulation of cell migration; angiogenesis; hippo signaling
Cellular component (GO): cytoplasmic vesicle; plasma membrane; bicellular tight junction
Source: RefSeq, a predicted model, not a curated record
CCGACUACCCCGCUCGGCUCCGUCCCAAACAGCUUUCAAAACGUUAUGUCAAGCUCAUCAUCGGGGGAAGCACUUUAUCGCAUUUUGCUGUGAUUAUUUGCGUGGGAAGAAACAUAUUGGCACUGUUUGAUGGGAUAAUUAGGAGUAACGUCAAAGAACGCUAAAAGAGGUUACAGACACAGAAAACAAUCACAAAGGAAAUGGAUGAAGGAAAAUACCAAACCCCCAGCUUGUUUCUUCCCAAAAUGCUCAGGAAGCCUGAAGACAGCCAAGCCAAAGACGAGGGAUGGAAUAUAGAAAGCCAGAUCAAGCUUUCCCUGGGUAUCACAGCCUGCACAGUCCACUUGGGGUGUCAGAUGACAUUGUCUGCUACUAUCCCGAGCAGCUGCCAUAUGUAGGAAACCAUGAGCUUCUCCCACUGACAGCCCAUCACUUCCCCAGAGCUGAGAGGGAAUCAGGUGAGGAGGCCCAUUUCGGUGUCUACCCAGCCCCGCCCCCCCUGUACCCCGCUGGCAGUGAGAUGCGGGGCUCUGAGGACUCUGUAUCGGGCACGGUGCUGCAGCGGCUGAUGCAGGAGCACCUGAGGUACGGGGGCCACCAGGGCGACGCCGCGGGCCAGCUGCCUGCUUCGCCUCCGCCCCCCCAGCAGCAGCAGGCCAGCACGGGGCCGAGCGCCCCGUCCUCCACCGAGAACCUCCUGCAGGACGACCCGCAGGUGGUGCACCAGUCCGCCCGGCAGGAGCCGCAGGGCCAGGAGCACCAGGUGGACAGCACCGCCAUGGAGAAGCAGGGCACCCGCGCCCAGCAGCAGCAGCAAGCCGAGGAGCUGCCCACCUACGAGGAGGCCAAGGCCCAGUCGCAGCUCUUCAGGGGCCAUCAGCAGGCGGCCGCCGUGAGCACGGCGUACUACGCGCCAGGAGGAGCCCCCGUCACCUCCGCCGCCACCGUCAGCUCCGCGUCCUCUUCCUCGUCCUCCUCUUCAUCCUCCUCCUCCUCCUCCUCCUCCUCGGUUGCUCUGAAAGCCCGGACUGAGGGCAGGGCGAGCGUGAACCGCUCGGGCGGGGGGCAGCCGCACAAGGACGAGGCGCUGAAGGAGCUCAAGCAGGGUCACGUCAGGUCCCUCAGCGAGCGGAUCAUGCAGAUGUCCCUGGAGCACAAUGGGGCCAAACAGUACCCACCAGGGUCCGGGAGCAGCAGCCUGCCCUCCCAGGGCUCCGCUGCCAAAGCCCUGAAGGGCGGGGUGCCCCCACCUCCACCCCUGCCAUUGCUGUCCCAGGCUCAGGGGAAAGGAGGGGACCCCCGAGGGCCUCCGCCCGAUUACCCCUUCAAGGCUAAGCAGACCCUCUCCCCCAUGGGGAAGACUCCACCGGCCUCCUCUCCCAUAGAACAUGGACACUUCUUCAGUGACCAGCACCCAGGGCCAAUGGUAGACCUGCCAAAAGGAUACCCCAUGCCUCAGCCAACAAAGACAGAGAUCACCUAUGUGAGAUACCCACCACCACCAGAGUACUACACCAGGCAGUUCCCCGUGUCCCUGGGGGGUCUGUCCCUGCAGCAGCACAGUCCCAUGGCUUCACAGGCCUCUACCCUGUCGGGGGGUCUGCAGCCCCUGCCUCAGCCCCCGCCCCUGCCCCUCUCCCACCUCCCCGCUCACCAGCACCCGGGAGCAGCCUUCGCCAUCGUGGCCCGGGCCCAGCAGAUGGUGGAGAUCCUGUCCGAGGAGAACAAGUCCCUGAGGCAGGAGAUGCAGGCGUACUGCGAGAAAGCGAACAAGAUACAGCGGUUUGAGGUGGAGAUCCAGAAGAUCUCAGAGGCAUAUGAGAGUCUGGUGAAGAACUCGUCCAAAAGAGAGUCCCUCGAUAAGGCCAUGAAACACAAGCUGGAAGGGGAGAUCCGACGCUUGCAUGACUUCAACCGCGAUCUGAGAGAUCGCCUGGAGACCGCCAACAGGCAGCUGGCCAGCCGGGACCUGGAGGACCAUGAGGACAGGCGGGCAACAGGACUCUAUUUGCCACAGAGCAGGGAAAGCAUUAAAGAGAGAGAGAAGUUGGAGAUGGAGGUAGCAGCCCUGCGCGUGGCAAAUGAGGACCAGCGACGGCAUGUGGAGAUCCUAGAGCAAGCCCUUAACAACGCUCAGGGUAAAGUGGUGAAGCUGGAGGAGGAGCUGCGGAGGAAGCAGGUGUACGUUGAGAAGGUGGAAAAGUUGCAGCAGGCCCUAUCACAGCUGCAGGCCGCGUGUGAGAAGCGGGAGCAGCUGGAGAAGAGGCUACGUACACGGCUGGAGAGAGAGCUGGAGUCCUUACGCUCCCAGCAGCGUCAGGGGGGAGGAGCCCAGGGAGCCCCGCCCUCGGAGUACAACGCCCCCGCCCUGAUGGAGCUGCUUGGGGAGAAGGAGGAAAGAAUCCUGGCCCUGGAGGCUGACAUGACCAAGUGGGAGCAGAAGUAUCUGGAGGAGAGUGCCAUGAGGCACUUCGCCAUGGAUGCUGCUGCCACUGCCGCCGCUCAGAGGGACACCACCAUAAUAAACCAUUCCCGUAAUGGCAGUUACAGCGACAGCUCCCUGGAGGCGCGCAUCUGGCAAGAGGAGGAGGAGAUCCUGCAAGCCAACCGCCGCUGCCAGGACAUGGAGCACAGGAUAAAGAACCUGCACGCUCAGAUCAUCGAGAAGGACGCGAUGAUCAAGGUGCUGCAGCAGCGCUCCAGGAAGGAGCCCGGGAAGUCUGACACUGUGCCUCUGCGGCCCGCCCGCUCCGUGCCCUCCAUCUCCGUAGCAACAGGGCUACACUUGCGCCAGGCCUCCCAGACCAGCAGCCAGAUCCCCGAGGGGAGGAGGGAGGAGAGAGGCUGGAAGGGCAGCACUAGUGUGCUGCUGGGCAAAGAGCCCAUGGAGCACCUCUUGCCUUCCCUCCAACUGAUCCCUGCCCCUGCUUCCCUGCCCUCCACCCCUCUGCUCUCCACCCACGUGAAGACGGGGAGCAAGGACAGCAGCACUCAGACGGAGAAGAGCCCUGAGCUGCUCAGGGCCACGGCCAUCGCUGGCAGGACCAGGCUGGGCAACACGCCCGGCGGCAGCCCCAUCCUGUGCCACGCCCUGGCCAGGGGGGCGGGAGAGAAGACAGAGAUUGCCCUUGGCAAAGUGAUGGACAGCAGGCGUCCCGGGAGCUCUGGCCACACACACGAGCUCCCCGAUGCUGACUUGGUGGAGAUCCUCAUCUGAGCCGGGCCUGCCCUGAUGGAGGAAGGAUAUUGCUGUCGGUUUUGAUCAGAUUUGGCCUGCGGUGUCCAGCAGAGAGACAGAAAAAGAGAGAGAGACUUAUAGAAGCAGUCAGUGGAAAGGGACCAGAUGAGGAAGUGGAAAUGUGAGGAUGCCGUAGAAGAUUUGGACUGUUUUUUCUUGAAAGAAGGAAGAAAAAGCUAGGAGGUCAUUUUGGAAAUUCACAGUUGUUGAAAUUUAAAUGGAAGAAGCUCCUGGAAGCAACAAAGGAAUGAGAAGUGGUGAGAGGUGACUGAGGGAGAAAGGCUGGGUGGAGAUAAAUGUCUGUGGGACAUGGAGAGAAAAUUGGUGGUUCAUUUGACAGUUUUCAUUUGGUUCUGUAACCUUGCAGUCUUAAAAAAUUGACACAUUUUAACAAGUAUGGCAUUCUAUGUGUGCUUAGUGCUUAGUGCCUUUAUGUUUCUAGAAAAUACUGAGUGAAUUUGGCUGUUUUCAUCAGUUCUAAAAUGGAAUGACAAUGCAAGAGAAAUAUGCCUGAAAAGAGCAAAAAGAACAUGAAUUUCGCCACAGUGCACACUAUCCCAACGGAGUAUAGUUUUAUAUAUUUAUUUUUUUUUGAGAGAAAAAAACUCCCAUAAGGCAAGCAGCAUCUCUGUGUGUAUAUUAUUUCAGCUGUGAGUUUUGUAAGGGACGCAACCUGCUGAUGUGUGUGGCUGGCAUUCCACAAGGACAUUGGCCUUGGGCUUACAGCUGGGGGCUGUAUUUUGAGUGUAGAAACACUGGUAGAGCUGUGAUAGAGUGAGAAAUAGCAGCUGGGCACAGCUUGGCUUGGUGAACGUAAGGACAAACGUAAGUGUAGGGGGAGGAAUCAAAAGACAACAUUAGUGUUUUCUUUGAGACACUGAAAAGUAUAUAUUCUAAAUGCAUAAUUAGUUACACAAAGUGUACAGCUACACUUCUACACUUACACAAAUGUGCAAGUAAACACAAAGAUGUAAAAUAAAAUACAACAAAUUGACAAUAUAGAAAUUGCAUUAGAAUAAAAUAAACUCAUCAGUUCCAAUUAACAUAACCCGCACCCCCCAAAAAGAUAUUGUUGAUGUUAAACUCCCUUUGUUUAUCUAAACCUAUGUUUACAACAGAAAGUGAGAAAAUGAACAGUGAAGGAGUCUGAAAUAAUGUGUAAUAUGUUUGUGGAUCAUCGGAAAAGAUGCAUUACACUAAAAACAUCCUCACUGAGCAUUUGAGAGCAGCAUUUGAGAGAAGAAUGUUUAAACCUGGAAAAGAUUUAGAACAGUUCUCAGUUUUUGAUUUUCUCUUUUUUUGAAUGAUAUAUAGUAGCUUGUAAAUGUACAUCACACUGCAAGUGGACUCAGUUCUGUCCUCUUAUAUGAUAAACUCUACUCUAGAUUGCUAUCUUAGAUUAAUUUUAUUAAAAUCAAAAACUUGAUAUUUGUCAGGAUUCAUCUGCAUUUUAGGUUUUCUGUACAUUCACUUUCACUUUUCAUUUCAUUUUAAACAGUUCAUAAUAAUAAUAAUAAUAAUAAUAAUAAUAACAAUAAAAUAUUAUUAAGCUCUCAGGGUGCAUACCAGGAUAAAAACCUUUGCAGGAACGUGCCAUCAGAUGAGUAUUUUCCUGCAAGCAGACAAUUUUAUACCAUUGCAUGUUAUAAUGGGUAACACUUAUAACAGGAAUAUUUGAAUUGGAUGUUUUUUUGCUCCGAUGAAAAACAGUCAUCUUGCAAAAUAUUUACUGUCAGUGGUUGUGUUAAUGCAGGUUUCUCUGUUUUUGUAUGGAAAAAAUUUGAUAAAAUGCAGGGAAAAAUACAGGGUUCUAACAACAAUAAUUACUCCUGUUUUUUUGAACCAAUCUUGUUUCGGUGUCUGACAUUUGUGUUUUUUGAGCAUAAAAUGUAUGUUGCCACACUGGUAACAUUGGGAGACACAAGAGAAACUAAACAUGAGUAAAUUACAACAGAAAUCGCUUCAAGGGUUUUUUUAGUAUUAUUAGCCUGCAUGGCAAAAACUUGUUUUGAUCAGAAUGCCAAAAUAUUAUUUGUAGCGUAUCACUUCGUUCUAAUCCUGCUCUUUCAAUCCUGCUUCUGUUUCAAGUACAAAAUGCUAUAAUGAACGACAUACAUUUAACAUGUUAUUUUAUGAGUUGGCAUUAUUACAAUGCAAGUGAAUUAGAAAACACUACAUUUUUAAAUGUCCUGCAUUCAAAAAGCACGACCACUGACUGUUUAUGCCAUUUACUGCCUUUUUUGUGUUGAAGCCUUUUUAGUUCAUUCCAAAAUAUUGUGAAUGGUAUUGUAGUAAAUAUUCAAGUUGUUUCUGAUUAGAUGUUUGUACAAACCUGUACAGGAAGGCGAUAUUUGUACAUAAAUAAUAUUGUGUAAUCUUGUGUAGCAAAUGUUGGUUUGGUCAACCAAAGAGAUUCCUACUUGCCUUAAAAUGUGUACUGUACAGAUUAAAUUGCAAA